Messenger RNA from Centrocercus urophasianus (Greater sage-grouse), 2473 nucleotides. RefSeq names its product RCSD domain containing 1 (gene RCSD1). Gene Ontology annotation, molecular function: actin filament binding; retromer complex binding; phosphatidylinositol phosphate binding. Bases 187 to 1302 code for a protein of 371 amino acids. Gene Ontology annotation, cellular component: WASH complex; early endosome. Lineage: Eukaryota; Metazoa; Chordata; Aves; Galliformes; Phasianidae. The record is from RefSeq and is a predicted model, not a curated record. Gene Ontology annotation, biological process: skeletal muscle contraction; retrograde transport, endosome to Golgi; protein localization to endosome. The transcript is spliced from 7 exons.
UCCUUGUUCGUAGUGCAGGGCCACUCACUGGGCUCUGUCAGUUUUCAAGCUGAGCAGAAGUGUGGAUAUUACAUAGCCUCCACAGCAGCGUGAUUUUGCUCUGGCUCUGCUGAAGUUUUCCCACAGAUAAGAGAAAAAGGGGUGGGGAAGGAAGAUUGCCCUGAGGACACCUCUCUCUAGCAGGACAUGGAGAACAGGCCAACAGAAACCAAUUCAGAGGUGGACAAGUCAGCAUCUCCCUCAGUGGCUCAGCUAGCAGGGAAAUUCAAAGAGCAAGCAGCCAGUAUCACUGGAAAAGAGGUGCCACCACAUAAGCCAACUCGGAGGAAACCACCAUGCUCUCUUCCACUGUAUUCCAACAAAACUGAGACAAGCCAGAACAAUGGGCAAAAGCCAUCUCCAAAUGCUUGUCCCAUUCCCAAAGUCAAGGUGAAAAGCUCUCCCAUGAUUGAAAAGCUACAGGCCAAUCUGGCUUUUUCGCCAGCAGCUCUGCUGCCGGGAGCAUCUCCCAAAAGCCCUGGUCUGAAAGUCAUGGUUUCUCCGUUCAGCACCCCUCCCUCAACGCCCAGCAGCCCAGGGAUCCAGCCGCAGUCCAGUGAAGCAAGUGAGACACCGGUCAGCUUUGAUAAACCUCCAGAAGGCACUCAGCUGCAAUUCUAUAACAAGGUGCGGACGAGGGGAUCAAUAAAGCGUAGGCCUCCCUCCAGGAAGUUCCGAAGAUCUCUGUCCGACUAUGGAGAUGGGGAAGAUUUAGGGAACAUCAUUCCCUCUCCAGAAAAUGGUACCAAAGAAGAUGGGGAUGAGGUAUUUGAGCAUAAAGGCAAGACAGAGGAAGCAGAAACAGGGAACAAAGAAAUAAAGAAACAGACAGUGUCUGAUGAGAAGCCCCCAUCGAGGAGAGUAUCCAGCAUAUCGGACAAUGAAGACAAAGAGGAAAAGCAAGUGGAAGAAGUGACUCCUUGCAAGAGUAACACAGGAGAUACAGAAAAGGAGGAGGAGGAGGUGUGUUGUGGUGCUCCAGGAGAGAACAACUCACCCCAGUCACCCUCUGAAGACAAGGAAGAUAAGGUGUGUGAGGCUCCUCAGGAAAAAGAGGAGGAAGGUGGUGCCUGUGAACAGGAAAAGGGAGACAAAGAGAAGGAAGAAACUGAAGAAAAGGAGACCAGUGAGAACACAGUCACACGAAGAACAUCAGACACUGAGGAAACACCACUGGCACCUCAACCGCUGCAGCAGGCAGUGGGUUUAGAGACUGCCAGUGAGCCUUUAACAUCAGCCAUGCAGGAGCAGGGCACUGAGUAGCCGUAAUGCACAUUAGGACGUACCCAUCCAGGACACAGGAGAUGAUGUGUGAAUAGGAACCAUCUAACUUAAUCAAGGUGGAAGCUACUGGAAAACCUUCAGUGGCAGGAGAGGAGCAGAGUACAGAUAUCCCCCGAGGUCCAGACCGAUCCCGGAGCUGAGUGGCUGCUCACCAGCUCUCUGCUUUGCACCAUCAUAUUUUGUGACAGUCAGAACAAGAGACUGCCUUACAAUCAUUUGGGAGUACAAAACUGAGGUGCUGGCUGACAUCCCAAGGUGGUAACUGGAGACUGAGAGACCUGCUUGCUAUGUGCUGUCCUGGACCUGGCAGCCACCGCCACUCCUGGGCUCUCUGUUCCUUAUUCCUGCUGAGCUCCAGAAUGUCAUUUUAUUCUCCCCUGCAUUGGUCUUAGGUGAAGUUCAUCACUUACAUGCGUAUGCCUAUGGUGCCUUUUCAAUAGCUUUUUUUUUUUUUUUUUUUUUGAAAUAUCUUGGGUUUUCAAAUGUCAGUAAAUAAUGUUUUAAUAGUGGGAAAGUGUGUAUUUUCUCCAUAUAUGUUAAUACAGACAAUGUGAAUCCUGAAUAUCAGAAAAUCUCCUAGGAAAUUGUUCAUAAAGCAUAAAAUGCCUUUGAAGUGGGGGCUGAGCUGGCUGAUCUGUGAAACAUCCAGUCAUUGUUGGUGGGCAGUUUUUGUGUACUUCAACUUUGGAAUGAUUUUAGUGCUGGUGGAAAGUAACAGUGAACAGAUACGAUGCACAGAAAAGAUGUGCUGUGUAGGUCAGCAGGGCAAGUUCUCUUACCCAAUGCUGUAGUCCAGUUCUGAUUUAGAAGGGCCACCUGUCCCUCAGUCCUUUUAACUUCCAGACUCUGCUUUUUGAUUUAUUAUUAUUAUUAUUUUUUUUUUGAAACUACUCUGUGACACUUUUGACAGAAAGCAUUCUGACUUACUAGAAACUGCCUAUUAAUUUUCUGUGAGUCAACGGUGAGGUCUUAGAUGGUGGAGUUAUUUCAAAUCAUGUGGCUUGACUGCAUAUGAUUUGGUGUAGGGCAGAUAGCCAGUCCCUUGGAAGUAUCUAGGAUUGGCAUUUUGCUAGAUUUCCACUCACUCUUGGUGUAAUAGCUAAGAUAUGGAACUAACAUUUGUUAAGUGAAAUAAACUUUUACAUCUACA